Messenger RNA from Mercurialis annua (annual mercury), 453 nucleotides. RefSeq lists its product as uncharacterized. The coding region runs from base 95 to 442 and encodes 115 amino acids. The transcript has 3 exons. Lineage: Eukaryota; Viridiplantae; Streptophyta; Magnoliopsida; Malpighiales; Euphorbiaceae. The record is from RefSeq and is a predicted model, not a curated record.
CUUCUUCUUUGGCAAUAUCAGUUCUUUUCUCCUAAACCCCUGCAAACAAAACCCAGCGGGAAAAAAAAUCAAGUAAAAGCAAAGAGAUACUUAAAUGGCGUCUGCAGUCUCUAUUAUCUCACCUAUGCUUCUCGGAAUCCCAAAAUUCGGGGACAAGGAAUUUCGACUAAGUAAAGUACCACUAGUACCUAGAAUUAUGUCAAGGCAAACAACUUUUAAAACAGCAACAUACCUACAUGCAUCCUACUGCUCGAAUGGCAAUAUGUCUUCUGUGGGGUGCUGUCAUGGAUAUUCAGCUCUUAUAGACCAUUUUGGUGAACUUGUGUCUUGUUGUAUGAAUGUAACUUUGUGGAAUCACGAAGUAAUUAUUGGUUUUUGGAUAGGACCUGAUAUUGACGAUGGUUGGGGUUUUGUUGAAGCUUUUAUUAAUCAAAUUGCUUGAUAUUUUGUGAA